AUGUCUCAACAAGAAUAUGAACAAUACACUCCGACAACGAAAAUUGAGUCUUAUGAGACCGAGUACAAGACAAUUGUUCAGCAGUAUAGAAAAUUUGUCCAAAAUCCUGAAAUUAAUCAAUCAGAAUGGGAAAAAUUUCUAAAAUCUGCUCAACUUCCAAGGCCAGACUUAGCGGUUCACGGACCAUUACUCGGAUCCGAACACGAUUAUCCAUACUAUUGGCUUGAAAACGACGGAAUUAUUACUAUUUACAUUUCUAUUCCAGAAGAUGAGCCCGUUGAAGUUACUUCUAAGCUCAUCAAAUCCAAAGCCAUUUCAGGCAACUUCUGGGAUGAAGUAGAUAUCAUUAAUUUCGAUAGAAAUCGUAUUAUGACUACAAUAAAAAUUCAAACGCAUACUCAUUUCCCAACCAUCAUUCGUGGGGGUGAUAGUAUUGAUUCUCUUUCAUCGUAUUUCCUCGGAAUGCUUGCGAUUUCUCUUAACAACAUCGAAUAUGGAAUCAAAUGGCUGACAAAAGCUGCUUUAGACGGCUGCACUACAGCUCCCCACUUCUUAGGAAGGUUCCUGAUAACGCAGAAGAGGACAAAUGAAGCUAUUUAUUGGUUAGCGAAUGCAGUUUUAUUAAAUAUAGACCAAAUAUGUAUGAUUUCGUUAGCAACACUUCUUAUAGAUGAAGGACUUCCUUUCCCGCACUACGAAUUAGCCGAAAACGUCUUAUGUGACGCAGCAUCUCACGGAGACAACGACGCAAUCGGCAAUUUGGCCAAGCUCUACCUCGUUGGUGGUGGCCCAAUCAAAGUUGAUGAGGUAAAAGGCAUGAAACUCAUGGAAAGUUUGGCAUCUAGUAUGGGAAUGGAUACAAACACGAUUAAAGUGGUCAGAAACACAAGUGAAAAGAUCGAACAAAUACAGAAAUCAGAAAACCAAGAAUCUCCUUGGGUAGAUAUCGCAAUCUCUGUCGGAAUCGUUGGCGCAGUGAUCGGAGCUGCUUACUUUGGUUUUAAGAAGUUCAUCAAACGCGCUUAA
Messenger RNA from Trichomonas vaginalis G3, 1026 nucleotides. RefSeq names its product tetratricopeptide repeat domain domain-containing protein. The transcript has a single exon. The coding region runs from base 1 to 1026 and encodes 341 amino acids. Lineage: Eukaryota; Parabasalia; Trichomonadida; Trichomonadidae. The record is from RefSeq and is a predicted model, not a curated record. Gene Ontology annotation, molecular function: protein binding.